This is a messenger RNA of Lineus longissimus, 3068 nucleotides long. Its product is annotated as recQ-like DNA helicase Blm. Lineage: Eukaryota; Metazoa; Nemertea; Pilidiophora; Heteronemertea; Lineidae. Gene Ontology annotation, molecular function: four-way junction helicase activity; ATP binding; 3'-5' DNA helicase activity. The transcript has 15 exons. Gene Ontology annotation, cellular component: nucleus; cytoplasm; chromosome. The coding region runs from base 114 to 2888 and encodes 924 amino acids. Gene Ontology annotation, biological process: double-strand break repair via homologous recombination; DNA replication. The record is from RefSeq and is a predicted model, not a curated record.
CUGUGUUCCCAGUUUCAAGUGCAAGUGCAUUUCAACAAUCAUCAAGCUCACCUCAUUUUGGAAACAAGUCGCCCUCAAAUGUCUACCCACAGUUAUCAAAGUCAUCCCCAAAUAUGUUACAAAACAAUUCAAGAGCAAUGACAAGUGGGUUGCCCCAGGGGUCCAGGUCUACUCCAGGCCUGCUCAAACCACCCGCGAAGUUCAAAACUCCAUUUUUGGAUUUGAACUCAAGUCCUUGGGAAGAAUCUCACUCUGAUCUCUUUGACGAUAGUGGUGCUGGAGAUACAACUGCGGCUGAGACUUCGGUACAAAAGAAGAGAAUGUUCUCUCCGUCUGCUUUCAAGCCUGGAAUGAGGACAACAGUCAAUGUGUCUCCUCCUACAUUCAAGAAACCAGGGAGUUUAGUGUCGUCAGCGUUAAAGAAGCAAAGCCCUUAUGGUGGAGAGUCGUCAACUCAAUGGAUUUCUCAGGUGAAUUCCCCUCAGCAUCAGUCUGAAUACUUCAACAUUGAUGACGUUGAUGAUGAUAUGCCACUUGUUAAUCUGACACCUCGGAAACCUACCCUACAGAAACGGAGUAGUUCAGUGACUCCUAGCCAAGCCGUGAAAUUCAAAGAGAAGUGUUCCCCUGGCAACUUUGUACCAUUACACAAGCAGUUCGGCAUGACAUCGCAUCCCAGCAUGGAACUCUCGAAGGACGAUGGGAGCACGGGAGAAUUCGAUGGUCACCGCUACCCCCACGGCAACGAAAUGCUCAAGGCGUUCAAGCAAAUCUUCGGGCUGCGGACAUUCAGGAAGAACCAGCUGCAGGCGCUCAACGCGGCAAUCAUGGGCCUAGACACGUUCAUCCUGAUGCCGACUGGGGGAGGGAAGAGUUUGUGUUACCAGUUGCCAGCUGUUAUACAGGAAGGCGUCACGAUUGUCAUAUCACCACUGAAGUCACUUAUACAAGAUCAGGUGCAGAAAUUGGUGUCACAAGAUAUCAUUGCAGCUCACCUGUCUGGCGACAUAACCAUGCACAUGGCAGACAAGGUCUACAAGCAACUCCACCAACGUGACCCUGGCAUAAAGCUUCUCUAUGUUACACCUGAAAAGGUUUCAGCCAGUGUGAAGUUACAGUCAUGCUUUGAACAUCUCUACUCGCGGAACCUGCUGGCAAGAUUCGUGAUUGACGAAGCUCAUUGUGUGAGCGGUUGGGGCCAUGACUUCCGUCCUGAUUACAAGAAGCUGUACAUUCUGCGUGAGAAGUUCCCCAACGUUCCCAUGAUGGCACUGACUGCUACUGCAACACCCAGGGUCAGGAAGGACAUUCUUCAUCAACUCAGGAUGAAUGAUCCUAAGUGGUUCAUGCAGAGUUUCAACCGAGCUAACUUGAAAUACCAAGUCCUGCCAAAGAAAGCAAAGUCAUUGACAGCAGAUAUUAUCAACCUCAUCCGGGCCAGAUUCCAUAGCAAGACAGGCAUUGUCUACUGCUUAUCAAGGAAAGAAUGUGAUAAAGUUGCGGAAGAGCUGAGCACUGCUGGUAUCCAGGCUCACUCCUAUCAUGCUGGCCUCAGUGACCCUGAGAGAACGGCCGUGCAGGAGAACUGGCUCAAUGAGAGAAGAUGCAAGGUUGUGUGUGCUACCAUAGCAUUUGGUAUGGGGAUAGACAAGUCAGAUGUGCGAUUUGUUAUUCAUUUCUCAAUCCCCAAGUCCAUUGAAGGUUACUAUCAGGAGUCUGGUCGUGCGGGCAGAGAUGGGUUGCCAUCAACGUGCAUCCUCUAUUAUAACUAUUCGGAUGUGGCAAGAAUCAGAAGAAUGAUAGAAUCUGAUCAGACAUCUGACUACAAUUCCCGUAAGGUUCACAUGGACAACCUGUACCGGAUGGUGGCCUAUUGUGAAAACAAGAUGGACUGCCGAAGAGCACAGCAACUCGAGUACUUCGGAGAGUACUUUGAGAAGGGUGAAUGCAACUCCAUUCCAGAAUGCAUCUGUGACAACUGUGCUUCAAAGGAUGAGUUCUGUGUUCGGGAUGUUACGGCCGACGUCAAGCUCAUCGUUCAGAGCGUCAAGAUGGUCAACACAAAUGGCAGAUUCAACAGAAACUACACCCUCAUACACUUCACUGAUGUCCUCAAAGGUUCUGCUAGCAAAAAAAUCCUAGACCAAAACCAUGAGAAAUUGCCCAUGUAUAACCUUGGAGGCAAGACAUACAGCCGUAAUGAUGGAGAGAGGUUGAUGAGGAAGCUUGUUGUUGAAGGGAUAUUGACAGAGGAGUUGAUUCUUACCAGAGAUGAACAUACUGUUUGUUACCUCAGGCCGGGUAAGAGGGCAGACGAAGUCUUACAAGGGAAGAGAAUGGUCCACUUUCAAGUUGAGACAAAGAAGAAGGCGAAGGAGAAGGUGGCGAUCGGUGAGGAGCCAAAGCAUGAUGAGUGUGUCCGCAAACAGUACUCUGAGGCUUGUUACCAGGAGCUUCUACAACUUUCUAGGAACAUUGCUCGGGAGAAAGGCCUGGUGGCUAGUUCUUCAGGCAUAUUGACUGAUCUGAUCCUGCGUGCCAUGGCCAACCGCCUACCUGUCUCUGAGAAUGAGAUGUUAGAGAUUGACGGUAUUACACCCAGUCGAUACAAAAACUGUCAAGGAGAACGGUUCCUACAGGUCACCACAAACUACAUGACGAUGGUUGCUUGCCUUGGUGACAUGGACAUGGAGGCUUUCACGGCAGAUUUCGAGGAAGAAGAUGGCUUACACAUGCUGUCCACACCUGCAUCAACGUCCUCUGCUUACUUCCAGUCCAAAACAAAGGGAAAGCCCAACCUCAAACCAUAUGCAUACCGAGGUGGAUUCAAGCGGAAGAAAGGCUUUGGAGCCUCAAGUCAAAAAGCUAAGAAGGUCAAACGAAGAUGAAGCAAAUAGGGCGUAAAGAUGGGCAUUUCAAAAAGGAUCACGGAUGACAUCACUGUGUCUUACAAUCAUAGAGUUCUUCUUGAGUUGUGACAUUGACUUUUAUCAUAAGGAGAGAAAGUGCAGUCACUUUUCUGCAGGAGGCGCUUUUUGAUUAGACUGUCCUUGGACUUUGACACAAUC